Messenger RNA from Polychytrium aggregatum, 1367 nucleotides. RefSeq lists its product as uncharacterized. The record is from RefSeq and is a predicted model, not a curated record. Gene Ontology annotation, biological process: L-histidine biosynthetic process. The coding region runs from base 141 to 1166 and encodes 341 amino acids. The transcript is spliced from 2 exons. Gene Ontology annotation, molecular function: magnesium ion binding; ATP phosphoribosyltransferase activity. Gene Ontology annotation, cellular component: cytoplasm. NCBI's taxonomy places the organism in Eukaryota, Fungi, Chytridiomycota, Chytridiomycetes, Polychytriales.
GCCUCGCUUGUUUUCCGGCCAGAUCAGCGGAGCCAUCGCCGUCCCGCCAGCCCAGCCCAGUCCAGCCCUGAUCUGCCGUCUGCCAUCUGCCCUCUGGACCGCACCUCCCUGCCUCAAGCAUCCUCAGCAUCCCGAGCACCAUGGACGUCUCCGAUCUGACCGACCGUCUCCUCUUUGCCAUCCCCAAGAAGGGCCGGCUCCACGAGCAGGUCCUCAAGCUGCUCGAGGGCAGUGACAUCCAGUUUGUGCGCAAGAACCGGCUCGACGUUGCCCUCUCGACCAACCAGCCGCUGGCCUUGGUGUUCUUGCCGGCUCACGACAUUGCCAAGUUCGUGGGCGAGGGCAACGUUGACUUGGGCAUCACCGGCCAGGACAUGGUGGCCGAGAGCGGUGCCUAUGUCGAGGAGCUCUUGUCCCUUGGCUUUGGUUCGUGCUCGCUGUCCUUCCAGGCCCCGCUCUCGGCCAGCGAAACCAUCCGCUCGCCCCUCGACCUCGUCGGCAAGCGCAUCGUCACCAGCUUUCCCUAUGUCGUCUCAAAGUACUUUGCCGCCCUCGAGGCCGAACUCGCCCAGUUCCCGAACGGAUACACCAAGGAGCAGGGCGAGCAGGCCCUGAAGCGUGCUGCCGAGGCCGCCCAGCCACCCACCGAGCACAUCAACCACAGCAACAUCAGCACCCCGACAACCCAAACUCGCAUCAAUUACGUCUCUGGAUCGGUCGAGGCUGCCUGCGCCCUCGGUCUUGCCGACGGCAUUGUCGAUCUCGUCGAAUCGGGCGAGACCAUGCGCGCUGCCAAGCUCCAUGCCAUCGGCGACAUCCUCAGAACCCAGGCCGUCCUCGUCUGCAAUCCCAACAAGCGCCAGACCCAGCCCCUGAUCGGCACCAUUCUUCGGCGCAUCCAAGGCGUCAUCGCCGCCCAGCGCUACGUCCUCUGCAACUACAACAUCCACCGCUCGCGCCUGCCCGAGGCCAUCAAGAUCACCCCCGGCAACAAGGCUCCGACCAUCAGCAACCUCGAGGACCUGUCCAACGGCGUCUACGAGGGCUGGGUGGCUGUCUCGUCCAUGAUCGAAAAGAAGAAGCAGGCCGAGAUCAUGGACCAACUCGAUGCCGUCGGAGCCAGCGACAUUCUGGUCUUCAACAUUCUCAACUCGAGAGUCGUAUAGAUUUGACUACAUCUCCUUCUCCAUAACCCCGAUCCGGUCCCCCCCCCCGAAAGGAUUCGUAGCAAUCCCUCCUUAUCGCCCACCCUUCCGCCUCCCCACUCCUUUCUUUUACACUCUACAUGCAGCUCAAAGAAUACACGCCCAGCUUGCCCAUGCGACGUUCAAGCAUGACCACAGCGUGCAAGCCAACAAACGCAGUGC